Messenger RNA from Oryza brachyantha (malo sina), 1712 nucleotides. RefSeq lists its product as uncharacterized. The record is from RefSeq and is a predicted model, not a curated record. NCBI's taxonomy places the organism in Eukaryota, Viridiplantae, Streptophyta, Magnoliopsida, Poales, Poaceae. The transcript has a single exon. The coding region runs from base 350 to 1180 and encodes 276 amino acids.
AUUCGACGCCCCCACGAAGACCUCCGGUAUCCCCCACCGGCGGCCACCGCCGAUGGAGACCUAGCGCCGGGUCGAUCUCCCCACUAGCCCAGCGGGUGGAUCAGUGGGCUGCUUCCAUGGAGGCCGAGCGGAUCCGGCAGCUCCUCCUCCUCACGCUCCGCGCGCCGCAGGGCCGCCUCGCCCUCGUGGGUGGCAACCACACCGCCGCCCGCUUCUGCACCCGCUAAGCCCGUCCGCCGGCUCCCUCCCUCGCCGGACUCCUUCUACUCGCUGCCGUCUCUGCGGUAUAUAGCUCUCUCUAUAUAUAUCUCUCUCACACACACACGCUCGCUAGCUCACCGGGCCUCCGAUGCCGGACGGCAGCGUCGUGAUCCGCCUCCCCGACCCGCGCAUCCUCCGCGUGAUCGCGCGCUCGGUGUUCCUCGCCGUCGCGCUGCUCUCCCUGGCCUGGCUCCGCGCGGCCGAGUCCCCCGCACGCAGGCGCGCCGGGGACGACGCGUGCGCCGCCGCGCUCCAGGCGGGGCUCCUGCUCCGCGACCUCCGCCGCGAGGGCCUGCUCGCCCCCGGUGCGCGCGCCGUCUUCCUCGGCGCCAAUGGAGACUGCCGCACUCCCGCCCUGAGACAGGACGCCGCCUCCAUGCGGCACAUCACGCUGCGGGAGUUGCUUAUGACAGGAGACCAAUCCGUCGACCUCGUGCUGGAUUUCGGCUACUUCGAGAAGGACGGCGACAGGGUUGGCUUCGCCGAUAGGGCGCUCAAGGACGGCGGCAUCUUCGCCGCCCCAAUUGGCUCCACGAGCGCGUUCCACCUGCCGCCGAACUACCGCGUGGCUUACAUCCGUCGGUUCACCGAGACUUUCGUCGGGAUCAAGAAGGUUGCGCGCACUGGAGACAAUGGGAUUGCCGGCGCAAGAAUGGGGAUGGCAGCCACUCCUGCUCUCAAGGAAGGAGUGCUCGCAUUUUCUGCUCAAACAGCUGACACUGCGGGUGCUCAACUCAAGAACUUCAGUAGGAAGCUCCUACUGCCUGACAUCGCUGGAGCAUCAGCAGCUCACGCACAUCAAGGAUCGCUAAAAUUGCGUCGUCGUCCAGUGAUCGCAGUUGAUUCGCCGGAUACAAGGAAUGCCGAUGAGCUGCAGCCUAAACAUACUCUCAUCCUUCAGGUUAAGUCUGUAUAUUGAAUGCUGCUGCAGCAGCAGCAGCUCAACAAGAGCCUGAGACUGAACCCAUUUACAAAUUACAGGGCAUUAAAACGAAACGAAGCCUGCAUGGGAACAGGGAAAUGUCAAGUGAAGAAGACAUUCUUGUCCAUUGCAAGUUCUGUCAAAAUAGAUGGUUGGUUUGCUUGAAAAUGGUGCUGUUGCUACUGCUACUAGUAUGUUUGCUUCAUUGUUUAUGCUUCGUUCGAUAGUCUGUCAUCCGUUAUUUUGUAUCCAUUGGUGAUUAGUGAUCACCAAUUGCACUACUAUCUGUAUUAUUAUAGCUGUCUGGAAUGGGCCUUGUACGUCUUGGAUCAUCUAUCCUUUGUUAUCACUCCUGUGUUCCAUCAUGUGCAUCUCCGAAAAAUACAAUCAAGGCAGUUCGGAAGCUGGUAACAAGAUGCAGUAUACUGAUAGAGAGGCUGCACUCUAAAUUUGUUCAACAUAUGUCAAUUCUCAACUACUGAAUGGGAAGGGCUGGUACGGGUACCCGUCUAAUGGGCAGGGCUGAAAA